Messenger RNA from Diospyros lotus (date-plum), 2124 nucleotides. RefSeq names its product peptidyl-prolyl cis-trans isomerase FKBP62-like. Lineage: Eukaryota; Viridiplantae; Streptophyta; Magnoliopsida; Ericales; Ebenaceae. The transcript is spliced from 13 exons. The record is from RefSeq and is a predicted model, not a curated record. Bases 151 to 1812 code for a protein of 553 amino acids. Gene Ontology annotation, molecular function: protein binding; peptidyl-prolyl cis-trans isomerase activity.
UCUCUCUCUCUCUCCCCCCCCCCCCUGUCUAAUCUCCAUAAAAGCUCUCUCCAUCCCUUCCGUUUGCAUCUCAGACCCCGCGGCAAUCUUCAGCACUCAGCAGCAUUCUGUCCGUCUCUCUCUCUGUGCUUUCUCUAGAUUCGAGCCGAAAUGGACGAGGACUUUGCUAUGCCGCCGGCCGACGAAAUGAACGAGGACUUCGACAUGCCGGUCGACAGCCCCAUCCUGAAGGUCGGCGAAGAGAAGGAGAUCGGAAAGGAAGGGCUCAAGAAAAAGCUAGUCAAGGAAGGGGACGGUUGGGACACUCCUGAAAAUGGCGACGAGGUUGAAGUUCAUUACACUGGCACUUUGCUCGAUGGUACUAAGUUCGAUUCUAGUCGCGACAGGGGGACUCCCUUCAAAUUCACCCUGGGCCAAGGGCAAGUGAUCAAGGGAUGGGAUCAGGGUAUCAAAACAAUGAAGAAGGGAGAAAAUGCCAUUUUCACCAUUCCACCAGAGCUUGCCUAUGGUGAAUCUGGUUCACCCCCAACCAUUCCCGCCAAUGCAACUCUCCAGUUUGAUGUGGAAUUGCUAUCAUGGACUAGUGUCAAGGACAUAUGCAAGGAUGGUGGAAUAUUUAAGAAAAUAAUUGCUGAAGGAGAGAAGUGGGAGAAUCCCAAGGAUGCCGAUGAAGUUUGGGUUAAAUUCGAAGCUCAACUUGAAGACGGAACAUUGGUUGCAAAAUCAGAUGGAACAGAGUUCACUGUUCGAGAGGGAUACUUCUGCCCUGCUCUUGCUAAAGCUGUAAAGACAAUGAAGAAAGGAGAGAAGGUUCUUCUAACAGUAAAGCCACAAUAUGGGUUUGGUGAGAAAGGCAAGCCAGCAUCAGGCGAUGAAGCUGCAGUCCCUCCUAAUGCAACCUUGCAAAUCACUGUUGAGUUGGUUUCAUGGAAGACUGUGACUGAAGUGACAGACGACCAGAAGGUUGUCAAGAAGAUCUUGAAAGAGGGAGAGGGAUAUGAACGGCCCAAUGAAGGAGCUAUUGUGAAAUUGAAAUUGGUUGGCAAGUUGCAAGAUGGAACCAUCUUCCUUAGGAAGGGCUAUGAAGAAAAUGAAGAGCUGUUUGAAUUUAAGACAGAUGAAGAGCAAGUCAUUGAGGGACUUGAGAGAGCGGUGAUGACAAUGAAGAAGGGAGAGAUUGCAAUGUUUACUAUUGCGCCAGAGUAUGCCUUUGGUGCAUCUGAGUCACAGCAGGAACUGGCUUUGGUUCCUCCAAAUGCAACUGUUUUAUAUGAAGCUGAGCUCGCCUCCUUUGUCAAGGAUAAGGAAUCCUGGGAUAUGAACACCCAGGAGAAGAUUGAAGCUGCUCUCAAGAAGAAGGAAGAAGGAAAUGCCCUAUUCAAGGCUGGUAAAUAUGCCCGGGCCUCAAAGAGAUAUGAGAAGGCUGCAAAGUUCAUUGAGUAUGAUUCUUCCUUUAGUGACGAGGAGAAGAAGCAGGCCAAAGCACUGAAGGUUACCUGCAAUUUGAACGAUGCAGCAUGUAAGCUUAAGCUGAAGGAUUACAAGCAGGCAGAGAAGCUGUGUACCAAGGUAUUAGAACUUGAUGGUAGAAAUGUCAAGGCACUUUACAGGAGAGCUCAAGCCUAUAUCAACUUGGCCGAUCUGGAUUUGGCAGAGUUUGACAUCAAGAAGGCACUGGAGAUUGAACCCGACAACAGGGAUGUGAAACUGGAACAUAAAAUCUUGAAGGAAAAGAUGAAGGAGUACAACAAAAAAGACGCCAAGUUUUAUGGUAACAUGUUUGCCAAGAUGAGCAACCUGCAAGCAGUUUAGCCUGGGGAGGGCAUGCGAGCAAUAUUGGCAGAGCAGCAUAAACUGAGUCAUCAAAAGGGAGUGGUACAUGAUUAUGAGAACUGCCAUCUUUACAUUUCUUGUACUGAUGUUUUCUCAUCUGUGGUAGUUGUUGCUCUUUGGACAGAUAUAUAAAAUGGCUGCAAUGUAUUUAUCUUUUCUCUCAUCUUUGUUGGGACAUUUUUCUGACAUAAAACUAUACUGCCACCAAUAGAUUGAUAACUGUCAAAAGAGUUUAGUGUUGGGUUCGUCUUUAACAAUAUUUGUCAAUAAAGUGAUGGGUUUAUUUUUGAA